Messenger RNA from Bactrocera latifrons, 1446 nucleotides. RefSeq names its product gustatory receptor for bitter taste 66a-like. Gene Ontology annotation, biological process: sensory perception of taste. Bases 1 to 1446 code for a protein of 481 amino acids. The transcript has 7 exons. The record is from RefSeq and is a predicted model, not a curated record. Lineage: Eukaryota; Metazoa; Arthropoda; Insecta; Diptera; Tephritidae. Gene Ontology annotation, cellular component: neuronal cell body; dendrite; axon.
AUGCAAAAUGGUGCAGCCGCGCCGGCCGAACUCGAUGUCGUUUUAGGCAUUUAUCCAUAUGAUUUGCAGAAAUUCUACUACCAAGGCAUACUGCAGCCCUCACGCUUGGGCAGCUGUGUGGUAGUGACGAUAAUGUGCAUUACUUUCAUGCUCUUCAACUUAUCGUUAUUUAACUUCAGCGAUGAAGACGUCAUAACAAAGAAUAAUCACCUCAGUAUCAUCGUGACCAUAGUGUUCACGUACAUUACGCCCGCCACCAUGUUCACCGACCAGAUAAUGGCUUUACGCAACCAACGGCGGCUACCGGAACUCUUUGAGCGUAUUGACUGUGUGGACGAGGAUCUACGCCAGCUGGGCAUUACGGUGGAUAAUCGACGCGUGCAGCGUGGCAUUUGGCUGAUGAUCACAUUCACUUUUUUCUGCGAAUUUUUCAUAUUUUUCUCUUCAAUAUGGUUUCUGGUCGACGAAUUGAGAUGGACCACAGUGCUAUGGAUCUUUAUUUCGCUGCCCACUUUCUAUAACACGCUGGAUAAAAUUUGGUUUCUAGGCAUUCUGUUGGGGUUGCGCGAUCGUUUCGAUGCGAUUAAUGCAGAGCUAGAAAGAAUAGCAGAAGAACUGGAACGGCGACAAAACCAGCAGUUGAAAGGUGAACCCUACCAGGAGCACGACUUGGUGUUGCAGACAUCGCUGCCGCUGCGCACAGAACAGAUCGAUAUCAAGUUGGAGCGUUUGGUGCGCAAUGCUUUCGGCGAAUCGCUACUCGAACCCGUACCAAUCAGAAACUACAUGCUUAACAUAAGCCAUGAAAGCUCGCUUUACACAUUCAAAGCGCUGCAGGAGCGUUUCAUAAGCUUAUGUCAGUUGCACGAUAGCACUUGUAGGAUUGCCAAGUUACUCAACGAACUCUGGUCUUAUCCAAUAUUGAUACUGAUGGCUUUCGGUUUUGUCGUCUUUACAUCGCAACUUUACUUUGUUUAUUGCGCUACACAACCGGACCGCACCAUUCCACUCAUUUUUCGCUGCGCCAAAGAGCCCUCCAUCUCGACCGUCUUUCUCACCUACAUCGGCGGCAAAUGCGUGUCGUUGAUGCUCUACAGCUGGAAGACGUCGCAGGCCGCGCGUCGUGCCGGCAUUUGCCUGCAUAAGUGUGGCGUUGCCGCCGACACCAAUGAGGUUUAUGAAAUUGUUAAUCAUUUGUCAUUGAAACUCUUGAAUCACGCCAUAAAUUUUUCGGCGUGCGGUUUCUUUACGCUGGACAUGGGUACUUUAUAUGCGGUUUGUGGCGCAAUAACCAGCUAUCUGAUCAUACUCAUACAAUUCGAUAUGGCCGCGCAACAAGUGCGCAUUUCUAAGGAAUUGGCCGCUGCGAAUGAGACCACCGCCGUUGCGUUGGUUACUGAAAAUUACACCAUCGGCAUGAUGGAAUCGACAACGCCAUGUGAUUAG